Messenger RNA from Chara braunii, 1759 nucleotides. The record is from the annotation of a GenBank genome assembly. Lineage: Eukaryota; Viridiplantae; Streptophyta; Charophyceae; Charales; Characeae.
GGUCGUGGGUUUGAAGUUCACGAAGGCAUUGGUAGCCGUAGAAAAGUGUAUCGGUCAAGUGGUGGACAUAGCCGUCCAUCCAUUCCUGCCAUAUCUGCUGAUGUGUUCUUGUUUGCCAGAAGAUAAUGUUGAGCUACGGAGUUUGGGAACCACACCAUGCAAACCACUCCAAGGUGUAUGUGGAGAUAGAACAGUAUUGAGUGGCCAUGCGUUUGGAGCGAGGAUGGUGGCAUUUCAUCCGCUCAAGCCGGACAUAUUUGCAAGUCUGUCUAACGGAGGGGAGAUCAAGGUGUGGAAUAUAGGGGCAAAUACACCAACCAAAACGAUUGCGGGGCAUCAGCAUAUUCAAAAUUUCCGAUUCUGCAACGAUAUCCGUACGUCCCAUCUCAUCGCAGGCGGAUCUUGUGGCUACAUACGGGUGUGGGACUACACGACAGGUGCUUGUGUGGCCGACUUGAAACAUCAUGAUCGCUUGCACUUCAUCUGUUCAGCCUUCUUUCAUCAAAACGUGCCAUGCAUCUUUGCUGCAGACAGUAACGGGACCAUUGGAGUUUGGAAUGAGUUGAACUACACACCACUUCGGUUCUAUUCUAGCGGAGUGCAGCACUUGACAAGCAUGACUUCUUCCGCACGAUGUGAUGAUGACCUUGCUCUUGUGGGCCAAGGAAGAAUCCUCAUGCUAGAGGUCACAUUCAUACAGAAUGUGAGAGCACAACACGUGAGAUGGGUUGAUGGAACAACUGCAGAACAUGAGAGAAAGCUUAAGAUAUUGACAGGUAAGCGCCAGUUUCUUUGCCAGUCAGCUCAAGAGGAUUUGACGAUGCCCGAGCGGAGGAAAACGGAGUUGGAGGGCACGUUAGGAAAUGAGGGAAACAAGCGACAAGUGUCAGAUAAAUCUAAGGCGGAGCGUGAAGAAACCGGCGCGAUGCAAAAAAUCGUCGAGUUCGAAGCUACAACGGAAAGGGAUGUGGAUCUGCGGGAAACGUCGGAUAGAUCCAGCGCGGAGUUGGAACAGAAAGUGAUACGUAUGGCUGCGAGAAUAAGCGGGCAAGAAGCAGAGAGGAGAGAACUGGCAGAUAAGUUGAUAAUGUAUGAGCAGAGGAUCGGAGAGUUGGAAAAAGUGAUUGCAAGGCUGAUGUCAGAUGAGUCCAGAGCAGAGCUUGAACAGGAAGGCAGAGUGAAAGACGAGAGGAUUAGUGAGCUGGAAGCAGAGAGGAAAGCAUUGGUUGAGGCGCUCAGCGUCUCCAAGCUGAAGAAUGGAGAGCUGAAAGAGAGGUUGGACAAGGAGGUCGAUAUGCAAAGGAGAUGUGAGAAGGACAUAAAGGAGUUUGAAGAGGAUGCUAGAGUGAAAGCAGAGAGGAUCCAUCUGUUGGAGGCUGAGAGAAGUGUGUUUGUAAAGACACUGGAAACGGCGAAACGGAAGAUUAAGGAGAUGUAUGCAAUGGAUCGGCCAUGUCAUGAGCACUCCUUCAGCGACCGGCAUGUCAUUGAUUGUCCGGCACCAGAAAACUUCAGUUCCGAGAGGCGUCUCAGGGAGGAUGGUCAUCGUGGUGGAGCAUACGCGGGUGAACGGCAUAUUGCAGCAGCUUGUGUGGACACUCGAAGUGGCGAGGUUGAUGGUGAAGCAAACGAAGUCCAGGCUACAAAAAGACACAGACGCACAUAAGAUGCUUACAAACUCACUUGGACAGGCAGAAAGCCAUGCCUAGACAAUGGAUGCUUCUGAUCGUUCAUUUCACGGGUAUUCGUUCACCGAUCU